This is a messenger RNA of Chinchilla lanigera (long-tailed chinchilla), 1185 nucleotides long. RefSeq names its product transmembrane and coiled-coil domain-containing protein 5B-like. The coding region runs from base 92 to 1012 and encodes 306 amino acids. Lineage: Eukaryota; Metazoa; Chordata; Mammalia; Rodentia; Chinchillidae. The record is from RefSeq and is a predicted model, not a curated record. The transcript has 12 exons.
GGCAGCGCCUUUCUGAAACUUCUGACUUUAAAUUGGGAAUCUCUGUUGGGAGCAACAGAAAUCUCAGUUGAGAAAAUCCAGGAAACUUACGAUGGAAGAAGUUGAACAAAAUCCACUGGGGGAUACGUUAAUGAUGGAAAUAGCAAAUUUAGAAGCCACAAAACAGAACCUUGACCGCCUGAACUCAGACCUUGAAAAGGAUCUGCAGACACUGGAUGAGGCAAAUGAGGCUCUUCUCAGAAAAAUUCAAGAGAAAGAAAAAGUCAUCCAAAGUCUGGAAAGAGAUCUCACCCUAUCAUCAGAAAGAGAUGAAGAGAAGGAGGAGUUGAACCAGAUCAUAUCUGAGAGGGAGGAAGCCCUGAAUGACCUGGAAGUAGAGACGGCAAAGCUGGAAGAAAAGAAUGCAAUCCUAAACAAGAAUGUGGGGGAGCUUCAGGAGAAGAUUUCAAGGGGAUUUAAGAAUGCUGGUCCUACUAAAGAAAUCCUGAAGCAGAAUUUGGCAGAACUGAAGGUGAAGCUGCAACAGUCAACAGAGUCCUGUGCACAGCAAGAGGAGGAAAUAGCCAAGGUGAAGAGUGACUACCUAUUCAUUCAAGAGCGUUGUGAGGACCAAGCUCACUGCAUAAAGAUGUACCAGGAAGCUCUGAGGCGGCUGGAAAAGGAAAAGGAAGUUCUGAUGCUUAACAAAGAGAUAGCCAAAGCCCAGAAGAAUUCUUCCCAACUAGUGAAGCCUGGGUCAGUCCUGGUGGAGACCAUUCAAAACAAUAUGGAGAAGACUAUCAUUAAGAAACAGAAGAGGGUCUCAUUUUUUAGAUUUUUCCGGUGGCUUUUCUUUAUGAUCCUGAUCUUCAUUGAAUUGCUGGGUUACCUGUUUUUCCACCUGCAGUACAUCAACCCAGACCUUAUUGUGGAGACCCUGCCCCUGCUGAUGAGUAGGAGCAACCUGAAGAGGCUGAGAGACUUCUUAUCUCCUCUCCUCACUUUUGAGGGAGACUGCCUCCUCCCACACUAGCCUGGGGUGACCAGCGUGGGGCUGUGGCUGUGGCCUUGCAUAGCAGUGUGGGCCAGGAGGGAAGUAGAAGCCUAUGGUGCAAGAGCUGCUACUUCACAUCUGAUCUUUUCUUUUAAUUUUUUUCACCGUUCUCCUUUUGGAGUGUUUCUCUUUCAAAUAAACAGUAUGUUUGA